UUAAAAUAGUAAGUUAUUAAUGGCACACAAAAGACUAUAGAACGUACAUAUGUUCCAUCCCCUAUAAAUACAUCAUUCACAAAUAAUCAAAUUACACCAUCUCAUCAAUUCCAAUUUCAAAAAAUAUAAAUCUCUUCUUAAGUUUGUAGUCCGCCCUACCUCAUGGACUUCGACUUCUCCUUUAUUCUGUUCCUUACUUCCACUUUCGUGUUCGUAUUCAUAUUCAUAUUCAUAUUCGCGCUUUUCAAAACAACUAAAUAUUCUAAUAAGAAUCUUCCGCCGGGCCCCCGCAAGUUGCCUUUUAUAGGCAACUUGCAUCUCCUCUCCGGCUCGGCCCCGCCCCACCACGUCCUAGCUAACCUAGCCACCAAACACGGACCCUUAAUGCACCUAAAACUCGGCGAAAUCUCCGCCCUAGUAGUCUCCACACCUGAAACCGCCGAACACUUCCUAAAAGCAAACGACGCCGUCUUCUCCUCCCGGCCGUCCCUCCUCGCCCCGGAGAUCAACUGCUACGGAAACACCGACAUCGCCUUCGCCCCAUACGGCGACUACUGGCGACAGCUGCGCAAGAUCUGCUCGCUGCAGCUCUUCACCGCGAAGCGCGUGGGGUCGUUCCGGCCGAUCCGAAAGGAGGAAGUGUCGAAUCUCUGCAAAUCGGUGGCUAUGCGCGCCGGAGAAGCGAUCAAUUUGACGGAAAAGGUCGCCGCCGCGAAUUUGAACAUCAUGGUUAAGGCUGCGUUUGGGAAGAAGAGCGAUGGGGAAGUUUUUGAAUUGAAUUCGAUCAUCAAAGAGGCUCAGGAGUUUGUGACUUGCUUCAAUGUUGUUGAUGUUUAUCCGUCGUGGAGAUUGCUGAGGGUUUUCAGCGGGAUGAGGAGGAAGAUUGAGAGGCAUCAUGAGCUAUUGGAUAAGAUAUUGGAGAGCAUUAUUAAAGAGAGGAGAAAUGCCAGGGGAAAUGAUGAAGGUGACGGUGAUGGUGAUGGUAAUCUUCUUGAUGUUCUUCUUAGGUUACAAGGCGAUGGAUCGCUCCAAAUUCCGUUGACAACUGACAAUAUCAAGUCUGUUUUAAUGGAUGGCGCUGGAGUUGAGUCAUCAACCACAGCUACAGACUGGGCAAUGGCAGAGAUGCUCAAGAACCCUAGGGUUCUCAAGAAGGCGCAAGACGAGGUGAGAAGUGUCUUCGAUGGCAAAAACCAAGUAGACGAAAGCCACUUUCAUGAGCUAAAAUACCUCAAACUAGUCAUCAAAGAGACUCUCCGGUUGCACCCACCCGUCCCUCUCUUGCUUCCCCGAGAAAGCAGAGAGCACUGCGUGAUCGACAGAUACCAAAUUCCGGCUAAAACAUGGGUACUAGUUAAUGCUUGGGCGAUCGGAAGAGACCCCAACCAAUGGGAGGAUCCAGAGAGCUUUAAACCGGAGAGGUUUCUUGAAAAACAAAUCGAUUUCAAGGCGAAUAAUACGUUCCAAUACAUUCCUUUUGGUGGUGGAAGGAGGAUUUGCCCUGCAAUAGGGUUUGGGAUUGCGAAUAUAGAGAUUCAAAUGGCGAUGCUUCUCUACCAUUUUGAUUGGAUUCUGCCUCAUGGGAUUAAACCAAAAGAUUUGGAUAUGAAGGAGUCAUCUGGUUUGUCGGGGAAGAGGAAAUGUGAUCUUACUUUGAUUCCUGUUGUUAAGAGGCCUUUGUUGCAGUAGUUAACAAUAUUUAUUGUUUGAUCAUAUGGUUUAUAAUAAUGUAUUAUUGUGUAUUAAGCAAACCCUACUGGAUUAACACUACA
Molecule: messenger RNA, 1772 nt
Organism: Salvia splendens (bonfire salvia)
Lineage: Eukaryota; Viridiplantae; Streptophyta; Magnoliopsida; Lamiales; Lamiaceae
Product: salviol synthase-like
Exons: 2
Coding region: 163-1689 (508 amino acids)
Molecular function (GO): monooxygenase activity; iron ion binding; heme binding
Source: RefSeq, a predicted model, not a curated record